Messenger RNA from Diospyros lotus (date-plum), 3130 nucleotides. RefSeq lists its product as uncharacterized. Gene Ontology annotation, cellular component: plasma membrane. The record is from RefSeq and is a predicted model, not a curated record. Lineage: Eukaryota; Viridiplantae; Streptophyta; Magnoliopsida; Ericales; Ebenaceae. Gene Ontology annotation, molecular function: calcium ion binding; protein binding.
ACAUAAAUCCAAAAUUUAAAAACUGUGUGUGUGUGAGAGAGAGAGAGAGAGAGAGUCCAAUUAUCCAUCCAUGGUGGUGGGGGCUUCUCCUCCUGGGCCGCCCCACUCUCAUCAUCAUAUCAUAUUCAUAGCCAAGAAAAUAAGAGAGAAACUGAGAGAAAAUAAAACCAAUUAGAGGUAGAAAGAAGGGGGAAAAAAAACGAAGAAGGGGAAAAGGAAAACCAGAGAGAAGACAGCCAGGACAGGAUCAGGAAGAGAGGGAAAAAAAAAAAAAAAAGGCUUCCACUUUUUUCUUCUCUCCUCCUUUUUAAUCUUCCCAGAUCUACUUAUAGUGUUCUUCACGGAACCCAAAUCCAGAAUUCACUUUCAGGUUUGGGUUUCAACCUGGUUCAUUUAAAUUUCUGCAGGCGGGUUUGAAUCCUCUUUAUUUGUUAGUCUAUGUAAUCUGGUGUUGUGUUAAACAUUAGGGUUGGCAAUUGAAUAUAGGGGCUUGAAAUUGGCGUCUUUGUUUUGGAAAUCUUUUGCAUUUGGGUUCCGAAUCUUCUGUGAUAUACUGCUAGAUUUUUGUUUUUUCUGAAACCCUGGGAAAAUUUUCGUAACCGUGAUCUGGGGAUGGCGACGAGAGGCAGCAGAUCGGAGAAGGUGAAGAGAAUCUUCCAGCAAUUCGACGCCAACAGAGAUGGCGGGCUGAAUAGGGAGGAAAUGGCGGCUCUCGUCGUCGCCGUAAACCCUAGGGUCAAGUUCAGCGACGAGCAAAUAAACGCGAUUCUCGACGAGGUUUUCCGGACCUACGGCGAGUUCAUCGACGGCGAGAAGGGGCUGACGUUCGAUGGGCUGUUGCGGACCUACGACGACGGCGCCGGCGACGUGGACCGCGACUUCGACGCGCUGGGCCUCGAGCUGAAGGCGGACAAUGCGUCGGAAGAAGCGUCGUCGUCCUCAAUAGCCGACGAGAGGGUGGCGGAGCCGCACAAGAAGCAGCGGACGGCGGCCUGGGCGGCGUCCCCGAAUCACGGGAUCGUGUUCGACGAUACGUGGAAGAUUGUGGACGAUUUGGAGAUUUUGAUAAAGAGAUUGAAGGCAAAGCAAGCCAAGGAUGGGAAGUUGAAGGCUGACAAUUCUGAUUUGUAUUCGGAUCCUGGAUGGUCCAGAGAAUUGGGGCCGUCUUCGGAGAUUUCGGACAAGAGGGUUUUCUGGGAAGAAUCUGGGCAUGAUUAUGCCGUGUUUGUCAAAGAAUUGGGAGUUCUGAGGGCUAGGGCUGAUGGGGCGAGGUCCAGAGAAGAAGCUUUUGAUGGUCAUAUGGCCAUUGGCAGGGUCUUGUAUGAUCACCAACUGUAUAAGGAGGCUUUGGUGAGUUUCAAGCGAGCUUGCGAACUUCAACCGACCGAUGUGAAGCCGCACUUUAGGGCUGGGAAUUGCUUGUACAUUCUUGGAAGGCAUAGAGAGUCCAAAGAAGAGUUCCUCUUGGCUCUUGAUGCGGCCGAGGCAGGUGGAAACCAGUGGUAUUAUUUGCUUCCUCAGAUCCAUGUUAAUCUUGGAAUUGCUCUUGAAGGCGAAGGUAUGGUCAUUAGUGCUUGUGAGCAUUAUAGGGAGGCUGCAAUUCUUUGUCCAACCCAUUUUAGGGCUUUGAAACUCUUGGGCAGUGCACUGUUCGGAGUAGGUGAAUAUAAAGCUGCUGUGAAAGCCUUGGAAGAGGCCAUUUACUUGAAAAAUGACUACGCCGAUGCCCACUGCGACUUGGCUUCGGCUUUGCAUGCAAUGGGCGACGAUGAGAAUGCAAUUAAGGAGUUCCAGAAGGCUAUUGAUUUGAAGCCCGGUCAUGUGGAUGCUUUGUAUAAUUUGGGCGGGCUUUAUAUGGACAUGGGUAGGUAUCAGAGGGCUUCAGAGAUGUACACUAGAGUUUUGGGUGUGUGGCCGAACCAUUGGCGUGCACAGCUCAACAAGGCUGUGUCGCUGUUGGGUGCUAGGGAAACCGACGAAGCCAAGAAGGCUCUGAAAGAAGCACUGAAAAUGACAAACAGAGUUGAGUUGCACGAUGCUAUUUCGCAUCUGAAGCAACUCCAGAAAAAGAAGAAAGGAAAUGGAGCUGCCAAUGGAGAGGAGACAUUUGUUAUCAUAGAACCAUCAAAAUUCAAGACAGUUGGCGAGAAGACAACUCUGAGGCAGAACCUGGCCAGUGCUCUUGAUGUGAGGGCUUUUCAGAGGAUCACAAGGCUUAAUCGCUGCGAUGUUGAACUCCUAAAGAAGGAGAUGACUGAAAAUGAUACGCCAGUGUCAUAUUCUGGCAGUGGCGUCCCUGAGAAAUCCAUACGCAAGGCCUCAUUGGAGGUUCUUCAGCGCUUGCUUAAUUUCCUGAAGCCAGAAACUUUUGUGGGAUCUGUUAAAGCAGUAAACCAGAAAAUCCUAUCUGUUCUGGAUGAAUUAGAGUCAGGUAGGGUGGAUUUGGGCAUGUUUUUUGCUGUCCUUGCACCUAUUUGCAGUGGUUCUCCUGAAAAGAGAAAACAGGUUGCAUUUGAUGCACUGUUGUGGCGGCCUGUAAAUGAAGGUUCUGCACAGAUCAGAAAGGUUGAUGCAAUACGAUACAUCAAACUGUUGAGAGCCAUCUACAUUCCAGCCCGGGGUAUGAGUGAAAUGCUGGAAAUCCAUGGAGAGACUGAUGCCUCCAUGGUGUCCUUGACAGAAUUCCUUGUGAUGUUUGAUGAUCCAGACUGGGGUUUUGGCAUCAUGUCUACUUUACUAAAGCUUGAAACCGUGGACAGAAAUCGUCAUGGUAACCAUGCUUGUGCUGUUUGCCGCUACCCAAUUAUAGGAUCCCGCUUCAAGGAGAUGAAAUCUCACUUCAGUUUGUGCAGUCAAUGCUACAGCGAAGGAAAAGUGCCUCCUACCUUCAAGCAGGAAGGGUAUAAAUUCAAAGAGUAUACAAGUGAGGCAGAAGCAAUGCGAGAUAAGUGUAUGUGGUUCAAUUUGCAUAGUAAGACCUCAUCCUGAUGUGUGAUUCUUAUGUUUUGGCAUGAUCUUGUAUUAUUCCACAUCUCAGUUUAGUAGUUGCGUGUGAAAUAUAUAGUCAGUAAAUUGUGUCCAGUGGGCUCUUUUUCGCCCCUGUAUAAUAAAUCCUCAGUAGUAGUUAACG